Molecule: messenger RNA, 4611 nt
Organism: Magnusiomyces paraingens
Lineage: Eukaryota; Fungi; Ascomycota; Dipodascomycetes; Dipodascales; Dipodascaceae
Exons: 7
Coding region: 1-4611 (1536 amino acids)
Molecular function (GO): protein binding
Source: RefSeq, a predicted model, not a curated record
AUGCUUUCAUCUUUUCGACUAAAUACUUUGAAACCAGGGACACGCAAAACUCUUGCUCUCCCCCACCUUUAUCGCUCAAACGGCUCGGUGGCUCGGUGCCCUCCUCCUGACCAUGAUACUGGAUGUACGCAUUGUAUGCCUCCCGACAUGUCUCUGUUUUCUGAGCGGAAAGAUUGUCGUGGAACUGCACCGUACUUUGAAAAAUUUUUAAUUGUCAAAACUGGAACUUCAGAUUGGCCCAGCAAACCUGCACUAAUGCCAGACAACUUUGGAUCAGAGUUCCUUCUUACUAGACGUAAAGUUCUUGACCCUACAUUCCCUGUUAAUCUUGUCUAUGACGAUUCAAUUCCAGAACCAUCCCCAAGCUCUCCCAAGUUGAUCUUACGCCCUCGAGCCCGCGGAACACACUCUGGCUCCACACCUUCUCUUUCGCGCAAAGCUGCUUCACUUCUUUCAGAUGCAUCCGACGGACCAACAAGCUCCGUGGUCAUGUACCCGGAUGGUGCCUACUUUCCCAAAAUCCCACUCACAGAUGUCUUGGCUUUCACUAAAGCACAUUUACUUUCGCCUGAUCAACACGAUGCGACAGCAGCUGCGGAUCUUGCUGUAAGACUCGAGAGACGCAACUUAGCAGGGGGUCAUAUAUUAAUUUGCGGUCACACUGCAAGAGAUGCACGUUGCGGUGCAGUUGGUCCAUUGCUUGCUGAAGAGUUUCGGCGAGUAUUAGGUGAUCGAGGAAUGCUGCGCGGAUCUGAUGAUGGAGAAGAUGUAUCGAGAGAAAACACAUACAUGGUAUCUUUAUGUACUCAUGUUGGUGGUCAUGUGUAUGCUGGUAAUGUUAUUAUUUUGAAGCCUGGGUCCUCAGGGCUGUGGUACGGAAACGUGUUCCCUGAGAACGUGCAAGGAAUUGUAUCGGAAACUCUUUUAAAAGGCAAUAAGUUCCCCAAUAUCAGACAGGCCGGGUCAGGUAUCUAUUUGGGCACGUUGGCACAUGCACUGCCUCGCUCUUCUUCACCACUACCACCAAAACACGCUACCAUAAGCAAAACAAAAAAACUUCCCACUCAACUCUUUAAAACUACUACUACUACCCCAGUCUAUUUCAAAUCUGUUCUCAUUUUUAUGCCACGGGAUGCUGACCUGGGCUCGCUUUUUUCUUUUGCUAUGCCCGUCACGCUUUCUCAGUCAGCAGAGAAAUCAGCUGCAAACCUUCCGGCCGAUGAUAUUGUAACUUCUUCGCUCCGUCAUGAGCGUCCUCCAGACAGAGACAACCACCAUCAACAGGCUCCAAGUCUUACAAACCCAGCUAAUAACCCUUCCUUCACUUCUGAUAUUUCUUCAUCAGGAACAUCACUUCAAUCAAAAAACAACCUCACAACACCGCCUUCCGAUGCGCAACAAAGUAAUCGGUCGAUCACGCAGGCUGUUGCUGAUCUUUCCGCAAAUGGUGCAAACAGGUCCCAACAGCACACUACCAAUGCAAAUAUAAAUGCAACUGUCAAUAAAAACAGCCAUUCUCUACCUUCAUUUUUUGAUCUUCCACAUCAACUAUUUGAUGACAUUUCCGAGAACUAUGUUGCCGACACGGUAUCAAGCCCUACGGCUGGCAUCGCGCUUCUUCUCGAUGCUAUUGAGUGCGAACUCAUACUCCCAUCACCUACCCCUAAGCCUCCUUCUUCCUCAACAUUAUCUCCAUCUCCAUCUUCUUCUUCAUUUUCAUCUUCACCACUUCCAGGUUUAACCUCUACCUUGACUCCUUCUACACCUUCUAAUCCUGCUUCUGAUGCUUGUGUUUUAACUUGUGGGUGUAUUGUUUCAGAAAAUGAAGCAAGAACGACUUUUCUUGCACCAACUACCGACUUUCACCAUAGCCCAUUAUCUUCUCCCUCUUCAACUUCAACGCAUUUAAAGAACUCACCGACACGUAAUUCUUCAGUUUCAUCAACGUCACCAACAUGCCCAUUUUGCGGUGAGUCGCCGACCACCGUUUUACGGCCUCUGACACAACUCCGAAACAUUUACACUUAUGUUAAUGCUAUGAAAAAAAUGCUCGCUCUCACUGUUCUCAGUCCACCAAGCGAUUCGCCAACAGUCACCAAUGAUAAAAACCGCACAAUAGACUCGGCCAUGACGCCUACGGGACCUUCAGUUGAUUUAAAUAAACCUCUUCCACCAUCGGCUACUCUUGAAUCUCUGUUUGGCAUGUCUCUCGAUGAUCCUACAAAUGUUUCUCUGAUGAACUUUAAUAUUGCUGAUAACGCCGAAACUACUCUCAAUAAAAUCCUUCUCAAGCGGUUUCAAAAUGCAACAGUUAAUUCAUACUCGGACCAAAAACCUUCACUACUUGACGUUUUCCGCACCGCUACAAACACAGUAGAUAAAUUUCAGCGAGAAACUGGGUACUUGACAGAACCUUCAGUAAUUGUGCCUAAGGAAGUUGGGCCUCUUUCUAGUAAUGUUGACUAUCAGUUAUUGCCGUCGAUCACCACAAAUUCCGGACCGAUCCCUUCUUUUGUAUCAUCCAUAACUCCAGAAGAAAUGGCAACGUACCGCCUCAUGACAGACUCUAUUGGUGGAAUCCGAUUGCCUAAGGCUGUCAUGCAGCAGCGGGAAAGUUUUUACAGUCGCUGUUUUCCGACUUAUCGUAAGCAAUUCAAGCAUUCUCUUAACAGCAGAUUUCCACUUGGACGCACUAAACCCUACAUUGCAACUGCAAUUACGCCAGAUGCUACAAAAUUCGUUGUUGUUUCGGAAACCCUGUGGUCUGUUUACAGAAUUCCUCUUGACUACAACGAGCCCCCUGUCCUUUGGCUCUCAGGAAAUACAGCAGGUGUCAUUACUAACCAUAUUGAUGAAAAAAAUCAAAGAAAAUCGACUUCUCCUCAAGGAUCUACAGCAUCGUCAAUUAUUUCCUCUUCUUCAUCUGUGUUGUCCUCUUACUCUAUCUCGUCUUCUUCAAUAGAAAUCGAUCCGGACUUAUAUUCCAAUUUUUACCCCACAGAAAAAGACGAUAUACGUAAUUGGACUCAUCAGCUCGCAUCUUUAUCCAACAGAUACUUGGCAGUUUCUGGUACCGGGGGUGUUCUUCGCGUUUAUGACAUUGAACGCGGUGGUAGACUGGUUUACCACUACAAGUCCAAGUUCAACAUCAAGUACCUGGCCAUUUCUUCAAGUGGAAAUUGUAUUGCCUGCGCAACAACGGGUUUCAAUAAAAAGAAACCGGAUCAGCCUGUCCCCAUGAUUGUGCUACACUGGCUUUCUAGUGGUGACUUUUGUCCCCAACUUGUGUAUUACAUGACUCAAAGUCUCUCUGCGCUUCCGAAACACCUGGUUGAUGCUGCAGACCCCCGCCUUAGUUUUCAGAAAGCAGAAACAAUUACCAUUGAGGUACCAUAUAAAGACAUUAUCAACACUCUUUCUUUUUCUAGCGAUGAAUCCUAUAUCGCGUGUUCCACUCGAAACACAUCUCACAUUCUUAUUAUUAACAUCACCAAUCAUCACCGGCCGCGACUGGUAAAGCCCCUAACUAGAUCAUAUAAUAUGGAUGACGCAGAGUCUGAGGGCACUACUUCUGUCCAGUUCCACCCGGGCAACCAUCUAAUUAGUGUCACAGCCGCGUGCCCCAAAUCAUAUCCUGUUAUCAUUGCUACAGAAAUAAGUUCUCAAACCAACUCUCAAUCGCACGCAACUCCUAUUAUUCCCUCAGAUCAAUCAAUUCAAACUUCGAAAUACCCUGAAACCAAUACUAAUGAUCCCACCCAACUCUAUCCAACAGCUUCCGGAGAUCCAGGCUCUGGUGCUUCGGCUUUGGCACCUACUCUCCGUACCUCGUCAACUGCAUCUGCAUCUGCGUCUGGGACAGGUGGGACCAAAUUCAAAGUGCUUAUGCAUGUGGAAAAGGUCGGGUCGAGGAUUUAUGGAUGUGCUGUGUCUCCUCGUGUGUCGAGGCCAUGGACAAGCAGCAGUGGUAGCAGCAACACUAAUAAUAAUAAUAGCGGAGGCCCAAGCAGUAAUAAUAACAAUAGUGUCUCUGCAAAUGCUGGCGGUUUUGGUUUUUUUGGAGGGAGCAUAUCCGGUGCCAACGUGAGUGUGAGUAACAGCGGGGGUCUUAGUGGUGGUAGCACCAGUACAAGUUGGAGUAAUGGGUUUGGUGGUAAUACUUUAAUGACGAGCACUAGCUCUAGUGGAGGUGGGGGCAGCAGUGUUGGCGGGACCAACACAAGUAUGGGUUUCUCAGCUCUAGCCUCAACUUCUCCAAUCUUUAUGAAUUCAGCUUUGACUAGUUCUAGUACAGGGAUUCCUCCUUUCCCUUCAUCUUCAACCUUUUCUUCAGCAACGGGCUCGACUUUAGGCCAACCAAUUUCUGUUGCAUAUCUUGAUAAAAACGGACUUGUGUAUUUGAUGCACACGCAGGACCGCGUGCACAAGCGCAUAGUCGUGCUCACAGAAAUGGCUUCUGCACCAACAUUUAUGGAAGCAGCAUCACUUCGCUUUACACCCACUGGACAUGCACUCUUUUCCCUUGAUCGUAAAGGAAAUUUUCACAUUCAAGACUUUGCUGCGGGGUAUCCUCAACAAGCCGGCAUUUCCAAAUGCCGCAUUCUGGCAUAG